AUGAAAUUUGUUUUGGCUACUGUACUUUUUGUAGUGUUGGCACAAGCCAAGGAUACGGUAGGUUUAAUCUAAGCUACAAUAACCUGCAAUUUUUUGAUAUACUAGAUUUUUAAACUCUACAGUACCUACCUACCUACAGUAAGCUACAGUACCCCCUUCCUAUUCAUUUUUCGUUGCAGGAGCCAACAGUCAAAAAACCAUUGUGCUCAAGUUGUCUGAUCACGGCAAACGCCGUGAAAAAUGCCAACAAAAAUGGGAACAUCAAAAAUGUGAGUCUGGUUUCUCUAACUCUCUAACCUCUCAUAGCUCUUCGAUAUCUCUGCGUCUCUAACAUUCUGCCUGGUCUCUAGCUUCUCUGUUGUGAGCUCACAAUCAUAGAAUGCAGAAUUUUCUUCAGAACCUCAAAACCGCUUGCUCAACAAUCACGAAAAAUGAGCAAAUGUGCUCGAAUGCAGUGAACGCGGCAUCGAUUUAUUUGACGAUUACACCAGCUGAUAAAUUGUGUGCGCAAGUUCAAUUGUGCUCGGCGAGCAGCACGGGAUUGUUGGGUGGAUUGAGUUCGGGAAUUCAGGGAGCUUCUGAUGUGGCAGCGGGGGCUCUUGGGAAGGCUAGUGACGUGGCAACGGGGGCUCUUGGAUCUUUGAGUUCAGGUAAGUCUUGGGACAGCUAGAUGGAAGCUCUGGCGUGUUUUUCAGUUGCUGAUGUGGCUUCUGGAACCCUCGGAGUCUUGACUUAAGGAGCUUCUGAUGUAGCUUCUGGAUCUCUAGGCUCUUUGACUUCAGGAGUGUCCUCAGCCUCCAACAUAGCUUCUGAAACCCUCGGCUCCCUAACAUCUGGAAUUUCUUCAGCAUCUGGAAAAGCUUCUGACUUGGCAUCUGGAACUCUUGGCUCCCUAACUUCUGGAAUCUCAUCCGCAUCUUCUGGAUUGACUUCUGGCCUCGGAAGCAUCCGAAAAACUCGCCAAACUCAUGACGAAAUUCAAGCGGCUCUUCAAGAUUUGCUGGAUUUUUUCAACAAUUUGGAUAAUGUUAAUCAUCAUGGUGAUUAA
Messenger RNA from Caenorhabditis angaria, 1048 nucleotides. NCBI's taxonomy places the organism in Eukaryota, Metazoa, Nematoda, Chromadorea, Rhabditida, Rhabditidae. The record is from the annotation of a GenBank genome assembly.